AUGCAGUCUAUUAUUUACAUUGGUCACCUCUGGGGAACACCUGAUGCAGUCUAUUAUUUACAUUAUUUCUCGGGAACAUUGAUGCAGUCUAUUAUUUACAUUGGUCACCUCUCGGGAACACCGAUGCAGUCGGUCACCUCUCGGGAACACCGGAUGCAGUCUAUUAUUUACAUUGGUCACCUGAACACCGGAUGCAGUCUAUUAUUUACAUUGGAACACCUGAUGCAGUCUAUUAUUUACAUUGGUCACCUCUCGGGAACACCUGAUGCAGUCUAUUAUUUACAUUGUUCACACCGGAUGCAAUCUAUUAUUGAACACCGGAUGCAGUCUAUUAUUUACAUUGGUCACCCUCGGGAACACCUGAUGCAGUCUAUUAUUUACAUUGGUCACCUCUCAGGAACACCUGAUGCAGUCUAUUAUUUACAUUGGUCACCUCUCAGGAACACCCGAUGCAGUCUAUUAUUUACACACCCGGAUGCAGUCUAUUAUUUACAUUGUUCACCUUCGUCGGAUGCAGUCUAUUAUUUACAUUGGUCACCUCUCAGGAACACCUGA
Molecule: messenger RNA, 555 nt
Organism: Acanthosepion pharaonis
Lineage: Eukaryota; Metazoa; Mollusca; Cephalopoda; Sepiida; Sepiidae
Source: the annotation of a GenBank genome assembly